Molecule: messenger RNA, 1272 nt
Organism: Pterocles gutturalis (yellow-throated sandgrouse)
Lineage: Eukaryota; Metazoa; Chordata; Aves; Pterocliformes; Pteroclidae
Gene: TIMP4
Product: TIMP metallopeptidase inhibitor 4
Exons: 5
Coding region: 155-820 (221 amino acids)
Biological process (GO): negative regulation of endopeptidase activity; negative regulation of membrane protein ectodomain proteolysis
Cellular component (GO): extracellular matrix
Molecular function (GO): protease binding; metalloendopeptidase inhibitor activity
Source: RefSeq, a predicted model, not a curated record
GCUCAGAGUGAGCGUUAGAGGGCUUUCCUCAACCACCCGCGCCUGUUGAAACCCAGCUGCGCACGACAUCAGAGAGCUCUUAGACGUGUAGAUACACACCCAACCCUAAGGAGCAUUUUCCCUCGGCUGGCUGGUGAGCUGUGCUUGAGGCACCAUGCACCCUGCACCCAGUACCGUGUUGCUCCCAGUGCUGCUGCUGCUGACCCACAGACUGGAGGAGCUGGUGGAGGCGUGCAGCUGUGCCCCCGCGCACCCGCAGCAGCUCAUCUGCGACGCAGCUCUAGUGAUUCGAGCAAAAAUAACCAGCGAAAAGGUGGUUCCUGCCAGUGAUGAUCCUCUUGAUACCCACAAAAUGAUCCGGUAUGAAAUCAAACAAAUAAAGAUGUUUAAAGGAUUUGAAAAGCUCAAGGAUGUCCAGUAUGUCUACACCCCUUUUGAUUCGUCACUCUGUGGAGUGAAACUAGAAGCUAACAACAAAAAACAGUAUCUUUUGACAGGCCAAAUUUUAAAUGAUGGUAAAGUCCUCAUCCACCUCUGCAACUACAUUGAACCAUGGGAUGAUUUAUCCUUGUCCCAAAAGAAGAGUCUGAAUCAGAGAUAUCAAAUGGGCUGUGGCUGCAAAAUCACCACCUGCUACAUGGUGCCCUGUUCCAUCACGACACCCAACGAGUGCCUCUGGACAGACUGGCUGAUCGAAAGAAAGCUAUAUGGGCACCAAGCCAAGCAUUAUGCCUGCAUCAAGAGGAGCGAUGGCACUUGCAGCUGGUACCGAGGGGGUCCUCCCCCAGAGAAAGAGUUCAUUGAUAUCAGUGAACCUUAAAAUGGUCACUUCCUAAAAAGCCAUGGAGUCUAAUUCCAUCCGACAUUGCACGCUCACAGCUUCGAACUGCCAUCGUCUAAUCUAUCUGUUGCUUAGAAACAAAAACAAAUUGUCCCGUACAGCUAAAGUACGAGUCUGGGGAAUUGGCGCUCGCGCAAGAUGAGGAACAAAUCUCCUGGAGGUAGCUACUCUGUAAAGUUAUGCUUUGUACAGAGAGGCCCAAGCCAAGAAGGCUCCUCUGUGUCCUCUAAGGCAUAACCAGUUUCCCUUUUACCUAUAUGAAUGUACAAGAACAAAAGAAGUGCCAGAAUUUUGCCCCCUAUUUCUGUUAACCUACAGAUUAAGAGAGCCCCAUGUUUUACUCCAAAUCUUUCUGAUGAACUACGGAAUGUUUUAUAGAACUAUUUUUUUCUGUAUGAAAGUCUUCUGUUACAAAAGAAUUAUUGUACAGU